Messenger RNA from Octopus bimaculoides (California two-spot octopus), 1636 nucleotides. RefSeq lists its product as uncharacterized. Lineage: Eukaryota; Metazoa; Mollusca; Cephalopoda; Octopoda; Octopodidae. The record is from RefSeq and is a predicted model, not a curated record.
CACACUCUCGUAUACAUCUACACGGUCUCACUCACACAGAAGCAUGGGCACACAUGCACUUGGCUUGUAGAUUACCGUUAUAGACUGAUACCAUCGCAUCCACCACUCAUAUCUUCCCAUUCAUCCCUCUUUCACAAACACAUUCACACUCACUCACUCUCUCUCUCUCACGCGACACACUAAUUUAAAUAGACUGAGAAAGAGAGAGAGAGAGAGAAGCAAGAAGCUGCAAAGAAUGAGGAGGUGUAAACGGCACUUGUUAAGGGCAUGUGAACGAGUCUCAGAACAAACUAUGGCGAGAUUACAUAAAGAGAUGGAAAUGCCGAAAUAGCAAUGAUAAUGAAUCGUUUUGUUGUACAGAAAACUGGAAAUGGUGGUUUGGUGUGUUUAAUAACAGCAUCAGAUUAAACGCAUUGCGAGAUAUUUCUGGAAAAUUAGAGGUAAUUACAAAGGCAGAGGAAAAGUCUGUAUUUUUGGACUGGAAAGAACCCUACCCCUGAAUUUCUCUCUGUGUCAUGCUGCUAGUGAAAACAAGAACAAUUGUGAUGACGGUGUGGCGUACUGGUCUAACACCCCGAAACAUUUACAAGAUUCUCCUUUUUUUUUUAAUCUUCUCUACCAUGCUUUAUAUGAUGUACUUCUACCAUGUGAGUUUUGCACACAAGCAGUACUAUGCUCGGAUAACGGUACCGGAGCGGCGCUUGUUGCUAAACACACUGCAAGAAUUCAUGAAGUCAAUGGAUGCAGCAAACUUGUCCUAUUUCCUAUACAGUGGUAGCCUGUUGGGUACGUAUCGCCAUCAUGGUCUCAUACCCUGGGACGAUGAUAUUGAUAUCAUGAUGAACAGUUCAGAGAAAGAGGUAAUAAAGAAAGCUCUAAGAAAGAGUUCACCAUUGUAUGAGUUGGACAUUCCUGAAACUGGACAUUGGAAAUUCUAUUAUACCAAAAUGAACAACUUGUUAAAUUAUCACCACCGAUGGCCUUUUCUUGACAUGUUUUUCUUCCUCGAAAACAAGACUCAUAUCUGGGAUGAGGUUCCAAGCUCUGCAAAGACUUUCACAUUUCUUAAAAAGAAGCUCUUUCCAUUGCGAAAGCGUCCAUUCAACCAUUUAAUGGUGAAUGCUCCAUGUAAUAUUGAAUUUUGCAUGAAUGGUUAUGACCCAGAAGAAUGUGUGGCCAGCAGUUACUCACAUAAGAAUGAGAAACCACUGCCUUUUUUUAAAUGGGUGAAAGUACCAUGUAAAGAUCUCCUAACACGUUAUGCAUUUGUGCAACGCAAACAACUGAAGGAUGGUUCUUGGAACGAGACUUUGGUAUUGAAUAACACAAAAGUAAUUCACAGCAUUAUCACAGAAAAAUAUUGCUGAGUAUGGGGAAAAAAUUGUAAAACAUUGCCCAGAUGUCAAUCAAAAAAGUGGAAGGCAUUAUUUGGGAGUUGUUUGGGAUGCAACAAUUGUCUAUGUGAGUGAUGUGGAUGUACGAAAAUGAUUUUGUAGUGGAAGGUGUGUAAAUAAGUUGCUUCCAUUGCCAAUUAUCACAACUUCCAUCUUCUGGAAUGUGGAACAAACAAAUGUAACGGUGCUAAUGAUAACUUAUUUUGUUUAUGUAUUUCUGAAAAAAAAAUUGUUAAAAAUUU